UUUCAGUUUUUGCCACGGUCUCCAUGCGAAACGUUGUUCGACGAUCUCGCGCGGAAUUUGGAUCGGUUCGGGGGAGGGAAAUAAAAACAACAAGCUGGAAACCGUAUACUUAAUACGCGUGUGUGUAGCUCGAAAACAAAAAAAAAAACAAGAAAAAUAUAAAUAAACAAAACUACAGGCUGCUACGUCAGAAGACUACAAACAAAAGAUAUGAACGCAGCGCACUGACGUCGCCGCCAAGCAGUGCCUUGAGAUUGCCGCUCUCGAAGUGAACGUUCCGAUGUGGAAACCAUAUACACAUGUCUAACUACGCCAGCUAAUCCCAGCCAGACUAGAUCAGCCUUAAAUCGGCCGCCAUAAGAACUCGCGAUUUGAAUGCCAUCACGCAGUGGGAACGGAAGGAGGAAGUAGUUGUCGAAAAUUUGGAUCGUUGUAGUCAUGGGCUCUCGUCGAGCUGGUUUCAUCCUGGACUCCAGGUCCAUGGGUAUGAAUCGCUCCAGACCACCAUCACCAUCACCAUCAUCGUCGCCAUCACGAUUGCCAGCCGCCAGUCCAGAGAGCAACAAUUCGCAGGAGCAAUCGGCGAAGCAAGUUGAACAGCUGGACACUGCCAGUAACUCCAAGUUGGAAAUCCUGACCAGGGAAGGUCCCUCCUGCCAUUCCCAGUGCAAUGCCAGCACGGUGCCCGAGUCCACCGAUUACUUCCGCUGCCUGCUCCAAAAACUACGGGACGCCUCCGGCGAAGCCGCCGAGAUGAACUUCGAGCUGAACAACAUAUUCAUCAAGCGGCUGGACGAGAUCGACUGCCUGGAUGAACAAAGCGGGGAUGCAAUGUACACCUCGCAGCUGCGGCUGGUCACAUUCCAGGAGUGGGUGGACUUCCUGCUCCACGUGAACAACAUGAUCCUGGGCAACAUGUCCGAUUUGGAGGAGGAGGCGUACGGCAAGGUCGUCACCUGCUUCCAGUCGGUCCGCGGGGAACAGCAGCAGGCGCUGGACGAGAAUCGCAAGCUGCGAAAGGACUUCGGCACGAUCUUGAAACUUGUGCAGAAGGCCUACCACCACCACAACUGGGACACCGAGGGCAUCACCCUGGAGACCCUGUCCCUCAACCAAUUGCUGGGCGUGGGCCGGGAUCAGGUCCGGCCGGAAAGCGAAUGCGAGAAGAUGGGCGAGUGCAUGAAGUCCUUGGUCACCGAAAUGGCCGCCAAGCAUGACGAGGUUUGCCAUUUGAAGGCACAAAUCAAUGCCUUGGAGGAAGUGGUCCAAACGGCCAGGCAGAAGCUGCUCCUCAAGGAUCAGUGCAUAGCCCAGCUCAAUCAGCAGGUGCAGGAGAUCACGGAGUGCUUUACCAACAUGACGGAGAAUACGCCAUGCGAGGGGCCCUCGAUGAAUGCCACCAAGGGUGUGCACCAGGAUCAGCCCACUCUGGAGGCGUCCUGCAGCGACACGGCGACCGUGGAGACGAUAUCCAAUGACAUGUUGCAGAACCUCUCCUUACAGGACAACCAGGAGCGCGAGAUGCUGCGACUGCUGAACACGGAACUCAACGAUCUCUUCGAUCUGCAUAGCAAACAGGAGUACCAGGCCAUGGACUGUCGCCGGAAACGUCUCUCCUGCUUCUUCGAAAAGUUGUCUUUCGAACGCGAUGAUACGGUGAGAAAGCUGGAGAGCAUUCGCAGUCAUCUGAGGAUCCUCCAAUCGGACCUAGAACAGUCCUGCCAGAAUUCGGAGUUCGAUGAUCCGGACACCCAGAUAAUAGAAGGCGUACGAAGACGUCUUCACUCCCUGGAGCAAAAAAACCGCGAGUUGCACGGAAAAUGCCAGCGCUCGGAUACCGAGUCCCAAAUCAAAAUUUCAGAGCUGCAAGCCCAGAUCGAAGCGGAUAAAAGUUUGAGUCAAAGGAAUUCGGAUACUUUGAAGGAGAUUGCCGAUCUUCUAUGCAAAUUGCACCCUUCGGCUUUCUCAUACAUCGACGUCUACGAUGAAUCCCCGAGGGAAAACCCCUUCUGCAUAGCCAUCAAGGAAAUAUUCGAGCAGAGUGCCGAGAAGGAGCAUAAACAAAUGGCGUGUAACGAACAUCUUGCCUGCCAAAUCCAGGGACUGCAGAGCAAUUUACAGGAUCGAGACAAUCAGAUCGAUCAACUGCAGUCGAUGAUCAAGAGCUACUCCGAUUUCAGCGAAAACAAUCGACUCAAAGCAGAGAUUUACGAGCUCAAGCAAAAGAAUUGUGAUUUUUCCCGCCAGAUGCGAGAACUGGCUGGCCAGCUGAAGAACCAGGAGGAGCAGCGCGUGGAGCUGUGCUCCGAGUACGAGACCAUGAAGACUACCUUCCAGACGCAGUGCCAGGAGCUCAAGGGAGCCAAGAGAAAAGCGGAGAGCCUGCAGUUGCGACUGGACAAGAUGGAGGAGCUGCAGGUGGAGCUGAGAACGGAGCGCAAAGUGCUGCGGGAGGAGGUGAUUGCCCUGAAGGAGAAGGAGGCCAUUUCAACGGGACGCGAACGGGCUCUUCAGGAGCAGCAGAAGAAUAGCCACCUGGAGGUGGAGAAGAUGCGUCACCUCAUUCGGGGCAUGCAGGCUCACCUGCAGAUGGAGGAUGCCCAGCACCGGAAAAGUGUUCUACGGCUGGAGGAGGCCAACGAAUCCGUGCGGGAGCAAAUGCGCGGCAUUGCCAGCGAGUGCCAGCAGAUGCAGAUGCGCCUGAAGCAACAGGCCGAGGUCAACGAGCAGCAGGAGCAGAUCAUCGACUCCUUUCGCAGGUGGAAGGAUGCCCAAGUGAGGGCCGACGAGGCGAUGCGCCAAUGCGCCAAACGGGCCGAGGAGCACAUCCUAAUGCUGCUGGACGAGAACCAGACGCUGGCCGAGGAGUAUCGCACCCUCUACCGGGACCACACGCUCCUCGAGACCGAGAUGCAGCGGGUCAAGCAGGCGGUCAACUAUGCGUCCAGCUCCUCGAUGGGAUGUCCGCCGCAGGCGAGCGGCGGACGGUUGAAUCCCGAGGCGGGAAACGAUAUGGCCAGGCGCCUGCAGAACUUGGCCAGCACCUCGCAGCGUAUUUCCAACCAGAGCAGGACACUCAGGACAGCAGGUCAUCCGCUGGCCCAGUCCACGUUGAGGCCCACCCGAUCCUCGGACGAUCUGUCGUAAGAGCUAGCCAGGAUUUACAGGAACAGGAACAGGAAUCUCUAGCUCCUCCCUCCGUCCAUUUCAACUUGGUUCACACUCAAAAUCUAUAGGCCAACCACAUUUUGGAGGCUCGUCAUUUGUAAAUUCUCUUUGUAAAUUGUAGUAGAAACUAAAUAAAUUCAAGUGCUUGUGUA
Messenger RNA from Drosophila elegans, 3320 nucleotides. RefSeq names its product nuclear mitotic apparatus protein 1. Lineage: Eukaryota; Metazoa; Arthropoda; Insecta; Diptera; Drosophilidae. Bases 439 to 3147 code for a protein of 902 amino acids. The record is from RefSeq and is a predicted model, not a curated record. The transcript is spliced from 13 exons.